AUGCCGAACGGCUUCGGAUUUGCUCCAUCGGAAAGCAACUUCAUCGAGCCGGGAAAGAAGCCAAUGAGCAGCAUGAGUCCGAUGCUCGUCUACAAUCAAAAAACUAAAAAUUUAGUAAUGGUUGCGGGUGCAUCUGGUGGAUCAAAAAUAAUCUCAGCACUUGCUAAACCAGUUGUUCGAGUACUGUUUUUCAAUGAAAGCAUCAAGGAAGCUAUCGAUGCUCCAACGCUACACAAUCAAUUCACACCGGAUGUCACUCAGUUCGAGGAUACCGUGCCCCAGGAACUAAUGGAUGAUUUAACAGGGAUUUUUGGACAAAAAUUUAAACAUACCACCGGCUUCGAAGGCAUUGCUCAGGGAAUUGUCAUUGAUGACGAUGGUACUAUUUAUGCCAACGGCGACUAUAGACGCAAAAGCGAUAUGCAUCCUGGGGGAUACUAG
Gongylonema pulchrum is the source of this 441-nucleotide messenger RNA. NCBI's taxonomy places the organism in Eukaryota, Metazoa, Nematoda, Chromadorea, Rhabditida, Gongylonematidae. The record is from the annotation of a GenBank genome assembly.